CUGGCAACACUGGCAUGCAGGCAACUCAAAAAAAAAAAGACAAAACCAAAUGCACAAACAUUCUGGAAUUUGCAAGUUUUCUAUUAUUUUUUUAAUUUCGCACAUCCUAAAAAGUACGUGAAGUUCAGAUGAAUAUGCACUGUGCAAGUUUUGCAGCAGGCCUACUUUUACUUCUAAGUAGUACGCCGAGCGGACUAGCUGAAAAUAUUUGCCAAAAAUAUUUGCGCGAAUUGGCUCAAAAUCAAAGCGUAUUCGUUCAAUGUUCAACAAAGCAUUCGGUGCCCGUAAGCCUUUGUGUAGGUUGCGAAGAGCCUUUUACCGAUAUGCAUUUGUCUUACAUGGCCCUGCGAAAUGAAAAGAAUUGUACGGAUAUAUAUUUUGAUAAGGAUCGCAUCAACAUCGUGUCUACAACACAAUCUAUACUUGUCGGAUUGUGGACGAAAGCUUACUGUGAUGACUGUUACUCCAAUAACCAUUCGUAUGUAUUCGAUUUGAAAAAACGGGACUUUGAAGAUUGUCUCAGGGAGCACAAAGGAGAAGAAUGCUCAGCUUGCCUGCUAGAAUAUCUAGAUUUGAAUGGUUUUUAUAUUUCUUUGGAUAAAAAGAAUAAUGGAAAAAUUUGCUUUGACAUGCAAGAUGCAAUGAACCGGACAAGAGCUCACUGGUCUAAGGAUUUAAAGUGCUGUCAUCGCGAGUUUGAUUAUAUGCUUUUUCUCGUUGUGUGCGGAUUUAUAGCGGUACUACCAAUCUUAUUUUAUGGUACCACAUUUUUUUUAACAAAACACCAAGAGCGUAAUUAUGUUACCAUAAUCGAAGAUCCACGUAGCAGUAAUGAUGGCCCUUCAACAAACGUGAAUGCAAACAGUUCCUCGGCUGAUCUACCUAGCACAUCAUCUGUAGCUACAUGCCCGCGGGUACCCUCACCAAAAACUAAAUUGCAAGUCGAGGGCUUUACCAGUUCCGAUGACAGCGAUUUAGAAGAAACUGCUGCAGAGAUAACAUCAAAAAAGCAUGAUAAAAGCGAAUAAUUUUAGAUUGUAUUUGAACUAUUUUUGCUAUUAAUACUAAAAUGCAACUUCAAAAUAACUUUAUUAAAAAACAAGAUUUAUAUGUGUAUAGGAAAAUAAAUGCCUUUAUUUAGGAAAAAAAAAAUUGA
Rhagoletis zephyria (snowberry fruit fly) is the source of this 1156-nucleotide messenger RNA. RefSeq names its product osteopetrosis-associated transmembrane protein 1. Gene Ontology annotation, cellular component: cytosol. The record is from RefSeq and is a predicted model, not a curated record. NCBI's taxonomy places the organism in Eukaryota, Metazoa, Arthropoda, Insecta, Diptera, Tephritidae.